CCGACGUCCAGUCAGCGUGCGCCUGAAUCCGAGGUGAACUCUAGUCAGCAGCGAAAAAGAGCCGCUUUUCUUGUCGCUCAGAGUAUUUACAACUUCAGACUUGAGGCCAUGUUAGCGUCAUGUUCGCCGCUGCUUUCCUCUGACUGGUCUGCGCAGGCGUGAGAGGACAUGCUGGCAUCCAGAGACAUGACUGACAGUCGCGCUGUGUUAGUGCCUCUGUCGGAGUUGUAGCAAACUGAAAACUUAGCAACAGCAACAGCGAACCAUGUCGACACCGGGCAGUGCCGAGGGGGCAGCGCAGACCGGGACGAGGCCGUUCAUCAGUGGGGUAGUGGAAGGUUUUUAUGGGCGGCCGUGGACUAUGGAGCAGAGAACCGAGCUGUUUAAAAGGGAACAGAAGUGGGGUUUAAACACAUACCUGUAUGCUCCCAAGGAUGACUACAAACACAGGAUGUACUGGAGGGACCUGUACUCUGCUGAGGAGGCAGAGCAACUCAUUGCCCUGAUAUCAGCAGCUAAACAGCACGACGUCGAGUUCAUCUAUGCAAUCUCUCCCGGCCUGGAUGCUACUUUUUCCAACCCCAAGGAGGUUGCAACCCUGAAGAGGAAGCUGGACCAGGUGAAGGAGUUUGGCUGCAGGUCCUUCUCUUUACUGUUUGAUGACAUCGAGAGCGAGAUGUGUCCGGCUGAUAAGGAGGCCUUCAGCUCCUUUGCCCACGCUCAGGUGGCCAUCACUAAUGCAGUGUACCAGCACCUGGGAGAACCGGAGACCUUCCUCUUCUGCCCUACAGAUUAUUGUGCUGCAUUCUGCACUCCCAAUGUGUCUCAGUCCUCUUACCUGCACACUGUGGGAGAGAAGCUGCUGCCUGGGAUAGACAUACUGUGGACUGGACCCAAAGUGGUGUCCCACAAAAUCUCAGUGGAGUCCAUAGAAGAGGUGUCCUCUGUUUUGAAGAGGGCACCAGUCAUCUGGGACAAUAUCCACGCAAACGACUAUGACCCCCAAAGGCUUUUCCUCGGACCUUACAAGGACCGUCCCACUGAGCUGAUCCCCAAACUGAGAGGAGUGCUUACCAACCCCAACUGUGAGUUCUACCCGAACUUUGUGGCCAUCCACACUUUGGCUACAUGGUGCAAAGCAACAGCUGAUGGAGGACAGAGGGAUGUGGAAAUGGGUGAUGAGGAGCAGGACCCCUGCUACAGCCCCCAGAAAGCCCUCACCCUGGCCCUCACUGACUGGCUGCAGGAGUUUCUGAUCACCAAUCAACCUGGAGCUCGUCUCAAGAAGGAGUCGUCAGAUGAGGAGCCCAUGCAGACAGAUAUUGGAGAGAGCUCCUGUGUUCCUGGACCUGAUGAGAACCCGCUGUUUACAGCAGAGGCCCUGACCCUAAAUGACCUGAAGCUGCUGUCGGACCUCUUCUACCUGCCGUACGAACACGGGCCGACGGCCAGGACCAUGCUGCAGGAGCUGGACUGGCUCAAGAACCACAGUCAGGCUGCCGCUGCAGAAUCAGACGAGACAGCGCAGUGGUGCUCAAGAGCGCAGCAGUUUGAUGACAUGUGCGAAGCGGUGGUGCAGAUGUUCAACCGUCUGUCAAACGCCCCGAACCGCAGCAUUCUGUACGACCUCUACAACUACAUCUGUGACAUCAAGAGUGGGGUCGGUCUGGCCCGAGCCUAUGUGAAAACACUAGGAGGGCAGCAUCACCCCUCAGCCCAGCUAAUGAACGAUGAUCCUGAACCCUGGGGCUUCAGAGGAGGCCUCUCCGGAGAGUUCCAGAGGAUGCUGCCUUGCCAUGGAAACAGGGACCUGUUCAGGCACCCUCCCAUGACAGAGGUUUACUGCAUACGGCCGUACUGCCCUGAGGACAAGAUGGAAGUGCAGAGGAUAUUUGGGGAGAUGCAGAGUGCAGGAGGGGGCAAAGACCCCCUGAUGACGCAGCCUCCACUUAUAUGUGAUGGCCUGCCAGCGGGUGAGCUCUCCCCUUCCCCUCAGUGUGCUCUUGUCCUGGAGGAUGAAAUUGGGGUGUGUGGUUACGCUCUGGCACUAAUUGACGCCAAACCAGCCGCAGCAAAGAUUCAGAGGGCAGUAAGCGAUUCAGUGUUGAAGGAAUUCCCCUCCCUGGUCACAGUACAAGUGCUUCCCAGGGUCACUGAUCCCUCUCCAGCAAAGCGUAUGAUUGGUCAUCUGUUGUCGUCCAUGAGGAGCAGCGGUUCCAGAGGAGCCUUCUGUGAGUUGAGGCAGAGCGAUCGGAGGAUGCUCGACUUGUACGCCAAACACGGCUGCUUCAAGCCCAUAGAAAUGGCUGGUCUACCUCAAAACAUUGUUGCCAUGGGAACAAGCCUGUGAACAAGGAUUUGCAUCAGGUUUGAAAUGUUUUGAGCUCCUGGGAUGCAACUGUUGUGUGAAUAACUGCUACAUUUGCACCUUGUCAAAUUGGAACCUAGUUUUUAACCAGCUUAUAUCAUUCUUCGUGUAAUUUAGCAGCCAUCACAUGACAAUAGUCAAAGAAAUGCUUAAUGAAUUUGUGUAACAAAGUGUUGUAUGGCGAUAAAAAGUGUAAUGUAAGAACUGCUGAUUUUAUAGACAUGAAAAAUGUAAACUGUAUAGGGAUUAUUUUUUAAGAUAAAAAUGUUGAAAACAUGUCCAUAAACAACCUGAAGUUUCUGAUUUGUUGCAUAUAUCAGACGCUUCACUGUCGGUGGCCGACGUAUUUUAAAAAGUAAUACAACAAACAUUCAAACAAGAGUAGAUCUUUUAAUUAUUUGUUUUGACAGGAUACAAAAGGAGUAUAUGAAUUAGUAAUCUUUAAAUAAAACAGCUGGUGUUUCACUUGAUCUCAGGCU
Molecule: messenger RNA, 2847 nt
Organism: Chelmon rostratus (copperband butterflyfish)
Lineage: Eukaryota; Metazoa; Chordata; Actinopteri; Chaetodontiformes; Chaetodontidae
Gene: ogal
Product: O-GlcNAcase like
Exons: 17
Coding region: 266-2350 (694 amino acids)
Biological process (GO): glycoprotein metabolic process
Molecular function (GO): beta-N-acetylglucosaminidase activity
Source: RefSeq, a predicted model, not a curated record